UGUGUCGUCUAGAAUCAAUUGCCGUCACAUCCACUUUUAAAAAAAAAUAAGUAUUUGAUCUCUAUGGAAUCGGUUUUUAAUUUCAAACAAAUCCAAUAAACUAUUCUUGUCUCAACCCCGCUACAUCCCGAGCAAUUUGAGUCUUUAAAUUGCGUUUCGUUCUAAACUCCGCUACAUCCAUCACCACUCAUUAUUAGUCGCCGCCACAUCCGCAUUGACCAAUCAGAACACUGCAUUUGGAGAAAAAACUGUCAUGGCGUAUUGCGGUUCACAAUGGCUGACAAAGCAUUUGUUCUGUAAUUUUGUGCUUUGUUUUUGUUAAUUAUAAAACAAACAAUGGCUGAUUUAACAAUAAGAAUUGAACCUGUUGCUCCUGAGCAUGCAAGGAAGCGAGGCGUUAACAAAGAAAACUGGAAAAAGGAGAAAAAACGAAGAGAACAAUAUUCUUCAAAACGCUUUCCAAGUGCUCCAAAAUGCCACCACAAAAAUAAUAAAACAUUUACCUGUUCUACAUUAAAAAUGCAAGACAUAGCUCGUAUGCACCGUAAGUUUUUCAAAUUAAAAAGUAAAAUAGAUCAAGACAAUUUUAUAUUACAACACUGUCGUUUCAACAAAUGUGUGAGAACAAGACUGGUAGAUCAAUCUAGAGGCCCAAAAAAUUUGAGCGUUGAAUACUACGUAACUAUAAAAAACCCUCACAAAAAUGUGAGAGUGUGCAAAAAUGCAUUUUUAGAAAUACUUACAUUAGGAAAAGAUAGAGUAAUGGGGGUUAUUCAAAGAUCUUUUAAAGAUGGAGGCAGUAUCGCCAAAGAAAAUCGUGGUGGCAGUCACAAAAUAGCACUUUACGGAGAUAAACAAAGAAAUGUGCAAGAAUUUAUUGAGUCCUUCCAAGCAGCUGAACCACACUAUUGUAGAGCUAAAUCAUCGGUAAGACUGUAUUUACCUCCAGAAUUGAAUAUAAAAAAAAUGUGGAAAUUAUAUCAAGAUACAAAUCACUUGCAAGUAAAAGAGUCUUAUUUUAGAAACAUUUUUAAUAGAAAGUACAACAUUGGUUUUGGUUCACCCUUGAAGGAUACAUGUUCUCGGUGCUCUGAGUUGACAAGAAAAAUUGAAUGCGCCUCUACAAGCCAAGAUAAACAACGACUUCAAACAGAGAAACGAGUACAUACUUUAAAAGCCAAGGCAUUUUACAAUCUGCUGAAAACUGAGCCUGGAGAUACUAUUUUGCUAUCAUUUGACUGUCAGAAGAACAGCGCUCUGCCGAAAUUGCCUGAUCAAGCAGCUUAUUUUAGCCGACAAUUUAAUAUGUAUAACUUUACCAUAGUGGUUGGAACUUCAAAAUCCCCGUUAACAACGAAUAACGUGCAUUCCUAUUACUGGUGCGAAAAUGAGCAUUCAAAAUCUUCUAACGAAAUAGCGAGUGCAGUAUUUCAUAAAUUGACUACUCUGGAUAUUCCUGAAAUUAAAACAAAAUUAAAACUAUUUGCUGAUGGUUGUGGUGGCCAAAACAAAAACACCACUCUUGUAGGUAUGUGCACCAAAUGGCUCUCUUCACAUGCGCCACCGCAAGUAAAGCAGAUUGAAAUAGUUUUUCCAAUGGUUGGCCAUAGCUUUUUACCACCAGACAGAAUAUUUGCGAAGAUCGAAAAAGAAACCAAAAAACAGUCCAUAAUAUGUAAUCCACAAGAUUAUGUAAAUGUUUUCAAAAAACAUGCGACUGUUUACCAUUUAGGAGAAGAAGUUGAAGUUUACAAUUGGAAGGAUGAAGUCUCAAAAACCAUAAAACCCCCGGGAAGUUGGCAUUUCAAAUUUAACCCAUCUAAACGAUUUAUAAUUAGUAAGGGACGACAGAAUGUGAGCAUUCAAGGAGAAGAAAAUUAUCGGAAUGAAUUUAAUAAACCAAAAUAUGUGACUAAAAGAGGAAAGAGAUGCUCCGAAAUUGAGCCUGCCAUAAUACGAAAAGGUAAUAAAGUGAAGCUAAGCAAAAUAAAAGAUGUCACUAACCUUCUAAACAAACAUUAUGGUGAAGACUGGAGGACUUUAGACUUUUUAAAAUACUACAAGGAUAUUGAAGAGACCAAUGAAAAUUUUGAAGAAUGUGAGGAUCUGCAAUGUGUUCCUUUAGAAGAAAAUGAAAAUUUUAUAUAAUUGUUUUUGGUUCAAUGAUCAAAAUUUAUAAUAAUACAACUAUUUCCUACUGUUUUUAAUAAAGUUACUCGCGUUACAUAUUAAAUUUACAAUGUUUUAUUACUUUUAAGAACAACCUGUAUAGUCAUUGAAACUAAUGGGUCUUGAGUACCAAUAUCCGCCACAUCCAUCACAGUAUGUAUCAAAAACCGCCAGAUCCGUAACUCAAUAUCAAUAUCCGCCACAUCCUUUAUUUAAAAACACAAAUUAAUUUAAAUUUCUAUAAUAUAAACAAAAACUAAAAUAGUUAGUUAUUACAAUCAGUUUUACUUAUUUUAUUCCAAAUUAACACCAGAAAAUUACCAAAGUAACAAG
This is a messenger RNA of Amyelois transitella, 2502 nucleotides long. RefSeq lists its product as uncharacterized. The transcript is spliced from 2 exons. NCBI's taxonomy places the organism in Eukaryota, Metazoa, Arthropoda, Insecta, Lepidoptera, Pyralidae. Bases 337 to 2148 code for a protein of 603 amino acids. The record is from RefSeq and is a predicted model, not a curated record.